Messenger RNA from Dimorphilus gyrociliatus, 915 nucleotides. The record is from the annotation of a GenBank genome assembly. Lineage: Eukaryota; Metazoa; Annelida; Polychaeta; Dinophilidae.
CAUUUCUUAGCAACAAACCAUGGCGUUCACAAGUCGGACGAAUAGUACAGUAUCAUCAGUUUGCAGCCUCCCGUUUUCAUAUGAAUUAAACGUUAUAAGGCAUUCGGCGUCGGCUAUUUUGAAACGCUUGAAUAAAUUGAAACUAGAUUAUAUGGACUGGUGGAAUCGUCAGAACGUUAGUUUUGUUCAUUCACUUCGAUCUUUGCAUAUAUCCUGCUCCGCAAUUUUACCUGUUAAUCACAAAUUAACUACUAGAAAUCAAUUUAAAACUUUAUUAGAAGCUGCAGACAAGAUGACAUUUACUACGGCAAAGAUCAAUAAUAUAAAAACUCUUACGGACUUUUGGGCAAGAUUCCUUGAGCUCUACGAAGAAAUCGAAGAUGCCGUACAAACACCUAUUAGGGAACUAUUUCCAGGAGUUUACAAGUCACUAAUGGAAACUUAUUCUAGGCUUAUCGAAGGAGUUUCAGAUGACUUCGAUAGUAGGCUUUGUAAUGAGCCAUUCGGUUACGAACUGGGACUGGCACAUGAGGAUUAUAGGCAUUUGAUUGCUUUAUUACCGUAUUUACUCAAAUUGGCUUCGAAUCUAUGCUACGUUGUCAUGAAGUUACAUAUCGCAAAGCUGCCGAAUGAAGAUAGUGUUGAAAUUCAAGAUGUUUGAAUAGACAAACGAAAAAAUAUUAAGAUAAUAUAGAGUAUAUAUCAUUGUAUAUAUGUAUAUAUGCAUACGAACAGAACACUUUCCUUUAUAAAGGAAAUAAAACAAACUGUUUUCUCUAUUUAUAUAUGUAUUAAUGAUGUAUAAAUCAUAUACCAAUCUACACACCAUAUACAUAUAUAGAGCUAUAUUUCCUCACAAGAAGAAACGUUUUUUAUUCUAUUUGAAGGACAAAAAAUAUACUUUGUAGAAUAUUU